GAGUGGGUCAGGUUAGACCGCAUGCGGCAGCCGCAGCCUGAAAUUAAGGGGGGAAAUGACCUUCACUAUACGACUUUUGUUCCCUUCAUGCGAUUUAAUAUACACAAUAGAACAUUACUUUCUUAUUGCGAACAAUAGAGGCGCUGCAAGUAUAGUGAUUCCCUGUACUUGAGUGUGAAGCAGCCUUAGUACAGCAACAUGAAGCGUAAGGAAGUCAAGUUGUGGAGGAAGCUGAGGUUGAACACUGUGUUGAUCCACCGUGCUGUUCUUGUGGUUAUAACUACAACACUCAUCAUAUAUGCACACUUCCUGCUCACUCAUGAACUACUCUCUACACCACCACGACCUCAACAUCACAAUUAUUCGAGUGAAACCCCCUCAAGACGAACAGUUAGAGGCCACAAUGUUAACACCACGAAAAAUAUGACUGGUAAUGAAAGAAUGUUGCGGAAGGUUAAGUUAGUCACAUACAAACCUCUUCACCAGCCUCGAUACAGACUUACCAAUGAUUCUGUGUUACCACAAGUUCCUUAUUGUACGGUGGCGUCGACGACGUGGACGUGGCACCUGUUGCGAGCUGUGGGUGUGAAGGACUCAGUCAUCAGCAGUUACCACAACCCUCACUUCCUGCUGAAGGACCGUGUCCCGCCUCCCACACCCCUGGAUCAUGAGAUAGGGUUCCUUAAUGACGCUCUCAUUUUCCUGGUCUCACGCCACCCCUUCCACAGGCUGGUGUCCGCCUACAAGAACAAGAUUGUGGAGGCUGACAAGCGACGGACUCAUUACGUUGAUCUCCGCCGCAGUAUCUUGAAGGUUUACCAAGGUGAUACAAACGUGACGAUGCCCACCUUCACAGACUUCUGUCAUUAUGUUGCUGACUCCCUCGAGGCCUGGCUCCUCGACCCUGAUGGCUACUCUCGGCCAGACCAACACUGGAUGCCUAUCACAUAUAUCUGCUCUCCUUGUAUCAUUGACUACACUGUUUACAGCAAACUGGAGACCAUGGAGUCAGACACAAGAUUCAUAGCUGAUCAAUGUGGACUCGGUCAGAUAAUUAAUUAUAGCAUGAAACUCAAUCCAUCCACACUGGAAACAGAUGGAAACUCAACAGAAAAUAUGGUAAAUCAGAUGCAGAAGCAAACAGUGAAAGAAUUUAUAUCCCAGAAAAUACAAGACGAUGGAAAGAUGAUAAAGAGUGAAGAUAAGUCUCCCAAGAAGGAAGUUGCGAUCUCUGAAACAGACGAAAACAACAAAUUACUUCUCCAGAAGAGCUAUGCAGAUUAUCUGAGUCAACUCUCUUCAGAAGAUCUCCAAAGAUUAUAUAAUGUCUACAAAUUUGACUUUGAAAUAUUUGGAUAUUCCAUGGAUGAAUAUAAAUAAGAGAAUUAAAUUAUCAUAAAGUAUAUGACCAUUAUUUUACUAGUUUGAAAAUAGGGUAGUUGAUGAGUGGAACAGUCUGCCUAGUAGGGUUAUUGAAGCUGGGACCUUGGGUAGUUUUAAAUUUAAGUUGGAUAGAUGCAUAAGUGAGAGGGGUUGGAUUUGAGUGGGACUUGCACACGAGUAAAUAGAAUUGUCAAAGCUUAUUUCUUGGAUAGCGUUGAAAAUUGGGUUGGGCAAAUAUUCUAUUAGUGGAAUGGAUUGUGAAGGACCUGCCAAGUAUGGGGCAACAGGCCUGCUGCAGUGUUCCUCCUUUCUUAUGUUGAUGUUUCCCACCAAGUCAAGAGCGAGACACAGAUGAAACAUCCAUCACUACUUA
Molecule: messenger RNA, 1756 nt
Organism: Cherax quadricarinatus
Lineage: Eukaryota; Metazoa; Arthropoda; Malacostraca; Decapoda; Parastacidae
Source: RefSeq, a predicted model, not a curated record